Messenger RNA from Penicillium odoratum, 567 nucleotides. RefSeq lists its product as uncharacterized. Lineage: Eukaryota; Fungi; Ascomycota; Eurotiomycetes; Eurotiales; Aspergillaceae. The coding region runs from base 1 to 567 and encodes 188 amino acids. The transcript has a single exon. The record is from RefSeq and is a predicted model, not a curated record.
AUGUCUACCCAACCGCCCCAAAUAGAAACGCAACUCCAGCGACAAGCCGAUUUCGAAAAAUUCAAAAACUACACUGCCUACACCUUCCUCAUCGCUUCACCACUCUUAAUCGCCCUCCCACCUCGCAAACUAGACCACCUCACCGUCCUCCUAGUGGGUGCAUUUGCCUUUUCCGCAAAUCACGUCACCCGCGAACACACCGGGCGCAGCAUCGUCGAGCGCAUGGAAGCCCGCAUCGCUCGUCCACGUAUCUUGAACGAGUUACCCUCUGAGCGCGCGCAGGAGGUCCAGAUGCGCUUGCGAGCGGCCCGAGAGGCUCAGUUGCGUGAGGGUGGUAUGCCAGCUGAUGAGUUGGAGAAGUGGAAGGCAUUGCAGAAGCAGCAGGAGCAGGGUCUUGCGCAGCGGGUCUGGUUGGGUGGGGAGAAGGAGGGAUGGUUAGAGAGACGUCGGCAGGAGGAGCAGAAGGCUCUUGAGGAAGGGAAGGGUUAUGGAGAUUUGAUCUCUGAGUAUGUUUGGGAUGUGUGGAGCUGGGGGAAGAAGCAGGAGGAAGAGGAGGAUGAUGAUUGA